Molecule: messenger RNA, 1119 nt
Organism: Pelagomonas calceolata
Lineage: Eukaryota; Pelagophyceae; Pelagomonadales; Pelagomonadaceae
Source: the annotation of a GenBank genome assembly
GCAAAAAAAAGAGGGGACUCAGUUGGGAGCAACUCCAGGAGGGCUAGAAUCGGCAGCCCUUGAGACAACUUUUUGAGCUGAUCGCAGCCUCGCCACGCGCUGCCCCUGCAGAUUUCCGCUGGUGCAAAACCCCCCAUCCCUGCUGAUGGGACCGGCAGCCGCCACGCGCGCCGUCCUCGUGGGCGCGACCCUGGUCGCGACGGCUUGGGCCGGCGGCACGCGCCGCGUCGGCAGCGAUUGGCCCCAUCACGGCGUCGGCUCCGCGCCCCGCAUCCCCAUCGGCUACCCGCUGCCCGCGCCGCGCGCCGUGCGCUCGCCCCAAGGGCGCACCGUCGUCGUCAAGGGCGACGCGGCCGCUCGAUCAAAUAAUGACGCCCCGGACCUGCGGCCCUGGUGGCGCCGGCAAGCCAUCGCUGAUCCAAAUGCGGCCUGGGUCGAGGAGCUCCUGAAGAAGAACUGCGCGAACGGGUCCUUCUGGCUGCCGCUCACCGACCACGGUCCUACAAAAUUCGCGCAGGGCGCCGCGCUGGGCGCGCGGAGUGGGCUUCUAGACCUCAAGAAGGUCUCGGCGAACCAUAUCAUUAUUUUUCUGCUGGAGAGCGCCGAGACGGCGACGCGCGAGCCGGCGCCGGAGACGUUCUGCGGCAACAGCACGGUCCCGUGCUACGGCGAGCUGCGCGCGCCGCCGGGCAGCCACGCCGACGGCCUCAAGCUGCGGGCGGCGCGGUACCGCAACCGCCGCGACAGCUGCCGCGACGCGCCGGCGAACGUCGUCUGCGUGCGACUCGAAGGACUGAGGAAGCGCCCCCUCGACCUCUUCCGCCACCUGACGGACGUGAUGGGCAUGCAGUGCGCGACGGACGAGACCUCUCUGGUGAGCGUCGCGCCGCCAGCCACGACGACGACCGCGCUCUCGUCGGCGGACAUGGCCGGGGUCCGCGCGGGCAUCGACCUAGACGUAGAGAAGGAAUUGGGCUACGCGUACGAGGGCGCCGCGGACGCGGGCGCGGUCGUCGUUCAAUUCCCGCUCGUCACCCGAAGAUUAUCUGCUGCGGCGCAGUCCGGGCCCCACCGAAGAUUCUCGGCGCGCAGUACCCCCUAAGUUGCUCUUCGUUCUUA